Molecule: messenger RNA, 5678 nt
Organism: Neogale vison (American mink)
Lineage: Eukaryota; Metazoa; Chordata; Mammalia; Carnivora; Mustelidae
Gene: JAG2
Product: jagged canonical Notch ligand 2
Exons: 25
Coding region: 1160-4711 (1183 amino acids)
Biological process (GO): heterophilic cell-cell adhesion; establishment or maintenance of epithelial cell apical/basal polarity; cell communication
Cellular component (GO): protein-containing complex; plasma membrane
Molecular function (GO): Notch binding; calcium ion binding
Source: RefSeq, a predicted model, not a curated record
UGGUCUGGGGCAGGCCCUGGCGGAGCCGCCCCGGGCCCGUGGCCAGGCUUCGCCCGCCCUGCCGUUUCCUGGAUGCCCGAGGGUGGAGGUGGGGGGCAGCUCGGGCUGGCGCCCGGGGACCUGGGCCCCCGAGGACCCAACGUGGAAGCGUUGGCUCAACCCUUGCUGCUGGCCCGGGACCCUCCUCCUCCCCCGCCGCACCCCGGGAGGGAGACGGCCCUGGUGUGAUCUUCUGUGGCAUCAUCUGUUCGUGCGCUUUUGGUUUUGUUUGUCAUUUUUUUGAAGGGGGGCUAGAGCAUGCCAGGCAGGCAGGAACCAUGGGCUUGGGUCUGCUGGAAGGCAUGGGGCUCAGCCCUGUGCACUGCCCUGGGGCAGGCAGGGGAUGUGCCCAAGCAGCUAGGCGGGCCUGCCCAGCACCCCCACUCCCCAUGUCUGAGCUGGGCAGCUUUCUGAAGCAGAGUCUGCCCCCUCCCCCACAUACAAGGUCCCAGCGGCAGUCCUGGGUGGGGCAGAAAUGACAGACAACCUGGAAAGGUACCCCCCCCCCCAUGCAGGAAUUGGCCAGAGACAGCUAGGGUGGGCUUGGGAGAGGACCUGUGAGCAGGGAGGGGCUGGACUAGGGUGCUGGGGUAUUGGCGGCCCAGCCUUCUAACCGAGGCCUUCUGGCUGGAGCGGCUGGUGAAGGGCACCAGGAAUGGGUCCACCUGGUACCCUGGGCCCAGGAGAGGCUGGGAGUUGAGCUGGCCAAGGUUGGGCCAGGAGGACCGACCCUGUGGAGGGCUGGGCCCCCCUGCCCCGACCUGGGCUCUGGGUCUCGUGCUGAUGCUUUUUCCUAAGCUCAGACCAGGUGGCCUUGCAUGCUACCCCAUCCUUGCGCCUUUCGGAGCUCUGAGCUCUAGGAGGAUGGCCAAGGUCCCCUUGAGACAGGGCACCGCCCCUGCCUGCCUGCCUGGCCUUUGGGGUCUCCCUUGACCUCCGGGCCUUGGGUGGGAAAGGCGUCCCUGAUGGAGGAGGCAGAGGCAGGCCUGGGAGGGCCCCAGGCAGUUGCGAUAAGCUCAGCCCCUUGUCCUCACAGCGGGGCAGGCAGGUCUGAGCAGAGCCCGCAGCCUGUCAUCCGCACUUGGGCCCGAGCCAGCGCGCUCCGGAGCGCUACCUGAGGAUGAGUUUUCUGCUUGAGCUGGCACAGGCUGGGGUGGGGGCAGGGAGGCCUGGGAGGAAUGCGGCGGGGCCAACGCAUGCCCCUCACGGCUCUUGGCCCCAUGGGCUGGCCUGGUUUGGAACGGGACAGGGCAGGCCCUCGCCUUCCUGGGAGCCCUGGAGUCUGGGCAGCCGCCCUUGGGACCCCUUCUUGUCCUGCUCGCUCCUUCACCCUCAUUGUGGAGGCCUGGGACUGGGACAACGACACCACCCCAGAUGCUCCCCCGGGCAGGCGGCCUCGGCCCGGCUGACUCUGCCGCCCCCCCAAGAGGAGCUGCUGAUCGAGCGGGUGUCGCACACGGGCAUGAUCAACCCCGAGGACCGCUGGAAGAGCCUGCACCUGCGCGGCCACGUGGCCCACCUGGAGCUGCGCAUCCGCGUGCGCUGUGACGAGAACUACUACAGCGUCACCUGCAACAAGUUCUGCCGGCCGCGCCACGACUUCUUCGGCCACUACACCUGCGACCGGUACGGGAACAAGGCCUGCAUGGACGGCUGGAUGGGCAAGGAGUGCAGAGAGGCCGUGUGCAAGCAAGGAUGCAACCUGCUCCACGGGGGCUGUGCCGUGCCCGGCGAGUGCAGGUGCAGCUACGGCUGGCAGGGGCGGUUCUGUGACGAGUGUGUCCCGUACCCCGGCUGUGUGCACGGCAGCUGCGUGGACCCCUGGCAGUGCACCUGCGACACCAACUGGGGCGGCCUGCUCUGUGACAAAGACCUCAACUACUGUGGCAGCCACCACCCUUGUGUCAACGGGGGCACGUGCAUCAACGCCGAGCCCGACCAGUACCGCUGCGCCUGCCCCGACGGCUACUCGGGCAAGAACUGCGAGCGGGCUGAGCACGCCUGCGUCUCCAACCCGUGCGCUAACGGGGGCUCCUGUCACGAGGCGCCCUCCGGGUUCGAGUGCCGCUGCCCGUCAGGCUGGAGCGGGCCCACCUGUGCGCUCGACAUCGACGAGUGUGCCUCCAACCCCUGUGCGGCGGGAGGCACCUGCGUGGACCAGGUGGACGGCUUCGAGUGCGUCUGCCCCGAGCAGUGGGUGGGGGCCACCUGCCAGCUGGACGCCAAUGAAUGUGAAGGGAAGCCGUGCCUUAAUGCUUUUUCUUGCAAAAACCUGAUUGGUGGCUAUUACUGUGAUUGCAUUCCGGGCUGGAAGGGCGUCAACUGCCACAUCCACAUCAAUGACUGUCGUGGGCAGUGUCAGCAUGGUGGCACCUGCAAGGACCUGACCACCGGCUACCAGUGUGUGUGCCCGCGGGGCUUCGCCGGCCGGCACUGCGAGGUGCGGCUCAACGCAUGUGCCAGCGACCCCUGCCACGGAGGCCUCUGCGAGGACCUAGUGGACGGCUUCCGCUGCCACUGCCCCAAGGGCACCUCCGGGCCACUGUGUGAGGUAGACGCGGACUUGUGCGAGCCCAGCCCCUGCCAGAACGGGGCCCGCUGCUACAGCCUGGAGGGCGACUACUACUGCGCGUGCCCCGACGACAUGGGCGGCAAGAACUGCUCGGUGCCCCGGGAGCCGUGCCCGGGCGGGGCCUGCAGAGUGAUUGACGGCUGCGGGCUGGAGGCGGGGCCCGGGGCGGCCGCCCCCGGCGUGUGCGGCCCGCACGGGCGCUGCGUGAGCCUGCCCGGGGGCAACUUCUCCUGCGCCUGCGACAGCGGCUUCACGGGCGCCUACUGCCAUGAGAACAUCGACGACUGCCUGGGGCAGCCGUGCCGCAACGGGGGCACGUGCAUCGACGAGGUGGACGCCUUCCGCUGCUUCUGCCCCAGCGGCUGGGAGGGCGAGCUCUGCGACACCAAUCCCAACGACUGCCUUCCCGAUCCCUGCCACAGCCGCGGCCGCUGCUACGACCUGGUCAACGACUUCUACUGCGCGUGCGACGACGGCUGGAAGGGCAAGACCUGCCACUCGCGCGAGUUCCAGUGCGAUGCCUACACCUGCAGCAACGGCGGCACGUGCUAUGACAGCGGGGACACCUUCCGCUGCGCCUGCCCCCCGGGCUGGAAGGGCAGCACGUGCAGCAUCGCCCAGAACAGCAGCUGCCUGCCCAAUCCCUGCGUGAACGGGGGCACGUGCGUGGGCACCGGGGACUCGUUCUCCUGCAUCUGCCGGGACGGCUGGGAGGGCCGCACCUGCACGCACAACACGAACGACUGCAACCCCCUGCCUUGCUACAACGGCGGCGUCUGCAUCGACGGCAUCAACUGGUUUCGCUGCGAGUGUGCCCCCGGCUUCGCGGGUCCCGACUGCCGCAUCAACAUUGACGAGUGCCAGUCCUCGCCUUGCGCCUACGGGGCCACGUGCGUGGACGAGAUCGACGGCUAUCACUGCAGCUGCCCGCCGGGCAGGGCCGGCCCACGGUGCCAGGAUGUGAUUGGAUCUGGGAGGCCCUGCUGGUCGCAGGGGGUGCCCUUCGCGCACGGGAGCUCCUGGAUGGAGGACUGUAAUGGCUGCCGCUGUGUGGACGGCCACCGGGACUGCAGCAAGGUGUGGUGUGGGCGCAGGCCUUGCCUGCUGGCCGGCCGGCCCGACACCUUGAGUGCCCAGUGCCCGCCGGGGCAGCGGUGCCAAGAGAAGGCCCCAGGCCAGUGCCUGCAGCCGCCGUGUGCAGCCUGGGGGGAGUGUGGCACCGAGGAGCCCCUGCUGCCCGGCACCCUGUGCCUGCCGCACUCCAGCCACCUGGACAACAACUGUGCCCGCCUCACGCUGCACUUCAACCGCGACCAAGUGCCCCAGGGCACCACCGUGGGCGCCAUCUGCUCUGGGAUCCGCGCCCUGCCAGCCACAAGGGCGGUGGCCCGGGAUCGCCUGCUGGUGCUGCUCUGUGACCGGCCGUCCUCAGGGGCCAGCACGGUGGAGGUGGCUGUGUCCUUCAGCCCUGCGAGGGACCUGCCGGACAGCAGCCUGGUCCAGAGCGCCGCGCACGCCAUCGUGACGGCCAUCACCCAGCGGGGCAACAGCUCGCUGUUCUUGGCGGUCACCGAGGUCAAAGUGGAGACGGUCGUCGUGGGCGGCUCUUCCGUGGGCCCGCUGGUGCCGGUGCUGUGCGGCGUGUUCAGCGUGCUGUGUCUGGCGUGUGUGGCCGUCUGCGUGUGGUGGACCCGCAAGCGCAGGAAAGAGCGGGAGAGGAGCUGGCUGCCGCGCGAGGACAGCGCCAACAACCAGUGGGCCCCCCUCAACCCUAUCCGCAACCCCAUCGAGCGGCGGGACGGCGGCCUGUGUGGGGGCCACAAAGACGUGCUUUACCCCUGCAAGAACGUCACGCCCCCGCCGCGUAGGGCGGGCGAGGCGCUGCCCGGGCCCGCGGGCCGUGGGGACGGCGGGGAGGAGGACGAGGAGCCCGGCCGCGGCGAGGGAGGCUGCCCGGAGGCCGAGAAGUUCCUCUCGCACAAAUUCACCAAAGACCCCAGCUGCUCUCCUGCGCGGCCGGCCUCCUGGGCCUCAGGCCCCAAAGUGGACAACCGUGCGGUCAGGGCCGCCAGUGACUCGCGCUGCGCCGGCACGGAGUAGGGCAGCCCGCAGCGGGGCGGGGCCCAGGGCCACCCGCAGCCGCAGGAGGCCGAGGCCGUGUGCAUAGUUCCUUUAUUUUGUGUAAAAAAACACCAAAAACCAAAAACAAAUGUUUAUUUUCUACGUUUCUUUACCCUUGUAUAAAUUAUUCGGUGACUGUCCGGCGGAGAACAACGGAGUAUUCUCGGAUACUUGCUAUUUUUGUAACGUUUCUGUGUGUCGCCCGCGCUGAGUGGCAGGAGAGCGCAAGGGUGUCUGUCCCCACCGGGUUGUCGGUCACCAGCGGUGGUGCACUGUUUACAGAAUCUUCCUUAUUAUUCCUCAUGGGUGUUCUCAGUGGCUCCAGGCCAAAGAGCCAGUGGGACCCUUGGCUGUGGGCGUGGCCCGUGGCUGACGGAGUGGCCCGUGGUCGUUGGUGUGGCCGGGGGCGCCGGUGGGACCGGUGGCGGUCAGUGUGGUCCGUGGCGUUUGGUGGGACAACCCAAGGCUGCUGGUGUGGCCGGGGGCGUCGGUGUGGCCCGUGGCGGUCAGUGUGGCCUGUGGUCGUCGGUGUGGCCCGAGGCUCCCGGUGGGACCGGUGCUGUAUGGCACGGCCAGUGGCUGUCGGCGGCACCUGCGGUGGCCAGUGGGGCUUGAGGUCCUCGCAGGGGCCCACGGCAGACCCCGGCCGGCUUGCUGGCAGCCCCUUCGGCGCCGUCCUGGCCCGCCUCCGCCGGGGGCCGUAGAGAUCUUUCAACUGUGUUUCCGGAAGUGCCCUUCCCGGCUGCUCUGCUCUCCCCGGCACGGGGGCAGCAUCGGAGCUCGCGACAAGUGCCUUCACACAGACCCUCCCCUCGCGGCUGCCAGCGUCCGUGGGCUCCGGCCGCUGCCCACCCGUCGGCCCCGGCCCCCUCCUCGCGAAACUGCGUUUUUGUAAAUAUGUACAUAUUAAAUGAAUCACUCUGUAUAUUUGAUUUAAUAACUUAAA